Messenger RNA from Dichomitus squalens LYAD-421 SS1, 1516 nucleotides. RefSeq lists its product as uncharacterized. The coding region runs from base 1 to 1188 and encodes 395 amino acids. Lineage: Eukaryota; Fungi; Basidiomycota; Agaricomycetes; Polyporales; Polyporaceae. The record is from RefSeq and is a predicted model, not a curated record. The transcript is spliced from 2 exons.
AUGGAUGAUGUGUUGACGGCGCCAAACGAAUGUUACAAAGGCGCAGUGAAGUGCCGCAUCGUCUUCUCUUUCCUCAUAUACCACCACCACCUUUGCGUCACCUCCAAGCCUCCUUUCCAUUACGACCUUUACGACAAUCACUUUCUUACGUUCUAUACAGUUAUGGCUGCACACAGAGACAGGCGGCCAAGACGUCCUAGUGUCACCUUCGGCAAUGAUACAGUCUACUUCCUCUCGCCUCGGGACGAGCCGCUAUCCGUAGUUUCAAGUCCUCAGUACGCUCCCGCCGAACAAUCGCCCCACGCUCAAUCCUUUCCUGCGUUCUCACGCAUAUCUCACCCCGGCGCAGUUCAACGGCACACUGAGGAGAUCCCGCGCGCACCCCCUGGCGCUGGAGCAUCUGCUCGGCUUGCACACUCCGCAAACCACGCCAGCCAGUACAACACGGGAAGCGCUGAUCGGCAUGUGCCUAGCGCAGCUAGCCGCUUUGUCGACGAGGGAUACCGCAGCCUCGCGGGGCGUGGUUACCUGGAUCCAACGCCAACACCCACCAAUACGCCGCUGUCGUGUCCGGCACCGUUGUUGCAGAAUCGGUCGCUCCCAUCGACCCCCUCCGAGACUCCUCUCUCGCGCUCCCCUCACAACUCCCCGCCGGACUCUCCGCAUGCUCGGUCUUCGUCGUCGUGGGGAACUCCGUCGCCAGAGCCGGAUGGGAAUCCGGGGUCGAACUCGGAUAUCUCUCCCCACCUUCAGAAGCCCACGCUCCGCUGGGAUCUUCGAGGCGACAGACUACAAUCCCUUGACGUUCGUCCAUGGUUCGACGAGCCCGCAUUCCUCUCACGACGGACGAGCUGUGAGCUCAUCUUCGAGGCUGAUGGCAAGCAGUGGAGGAUCCAAGUGCCCGAACGCAGACGCGGGCGUCCCGUAACAAUCGGGGACGUCCUGUCUACGAUCGACGCUCAUGUAUGGGACAAGCUCGACGUCCAUAACUUCCACGUUAACCGCUCGCGCCUCGAAUUGGCUGAUGCGGAACGGUCGUACCGUUAUUUGGGAGCAGAGGAUUCUCAUUUGAAUGUCUUCAGAUAUGUCGACCUCUUCGCUGAGGAAAAGUCGAACUUCUUGAGACUGGAGGAUGCCGACAAGCCAGGCGCAUUCCUUGUCGUCAUAGGCUCCUCUUCCUCGGCCUAAUGCCGCUGCACAGUCAUUCUGUUCACGUUCUUUGCUUACUGUAAUAUAAAUGGGUCAGCAUGCAGUCCCUGUUCUGUGGACUGACGUAUAAGCCAAGACUCAUCGCUGUGUGCGACGGACUUGUGUUUCUAGUUUUCUUGUGUCCAUAAUAUCCCACUCCCGACGUAUACUCCCAUCAGUCUUACUUGUACCACUAUUCUCCGGUAAUCUGCCAUUGUUGCACUGUAGUAUUGGACGCUUUGCAUACGGUACACAGACCCAGGCGCGCCAUUGCCUGAAACACCCUGUAUCUCGAUGCAUGUAACCGUAACCUACCCUCCUUAAGAAC